UUAAUUUUAAAUAAGAGCAGUUUCCAGAAUUUUGGGAGAUACCAAAGAUGAACGCGACAGGUAUUGAUGUAUCAACAGCUCCGCCAUACACGGUUAUAUGGUGGAAUCAGUUCCAGGAGAACCCUCAGUCCUUGUACAAUUUAUGCUCCGGGGGACAGGAGGGAACGAUUAAUGUCUCAGAUGACGUAGUUAACUUGACACAAGUCAACUCAAGAACUACAUUUGGAGUGGGUUUGGACCACUCUUGGGAAAUCAAAGUAAAGAGUUCCGAGGAUAUGGAGAGGUUGAGAAGUGAUCUUAUGUCAAAGCCUAUUCUUUUCCGUGCAACUUUGGAUCACGUACGAACUGACUUUUACGUGGUGUUUGCUGUCCAUAAGAAUUGGAAUGCUGAGUUGGCUGUUCUCGUUAACACCAAGCAUCCAUCCAUCAGAGAAGUCUUAUCUACCAAGCUGAAUGAAGUCACACAGGCCAUGAGGGAAGGCGAAAAGUUCUGUCUGAAGCUCGACUUUGGUGAACCUGUAGUGCAGUGGUAUUGUCAACAGGUGGAUACCCAGAGAUGCUGGAGCAGAACCGUCGAUUGCAGAAGCAUGGCUCUCUUCAUCAACAACUGCAGCAUGCCCAUAGAUAUCUGUUUCAAUCCGGUUAUCAUCGUUUACUGUUUUCCAUGCUGGCUUUUUGGAGGUCCCUGCUAUUGUAUUCACAGGAAAGGGAAACGCAUUGAUAGGUCUUAUAGUUUUCGGGACCUUCUUGUCGUCUCACAAACAGAAAACAUCAAGGCCUAUUCCAAACUACGGGAAAGCUUUACAGUUUUGAACAUUAUCUCAAUCUGAAGAAUCUUUAUCGAUGCAGACUGUGCCACUGAAAUCGAGGUUAUUUAAGGCAUCAUCUCCUGAACAUUCACACGUGUUUAAUCUUCAUAUAGAAUUAUUUAUAUAAUUAAUGCUAACUUUAUACGUACUUGUUGAUUAUUAG
Molecule: messenger RNA, 972 nt
Organism: Saccostrea echinata
Lineage: Eukaryota; Metazoa; Mollusca; Bivalvia; Ostreida; Ostreidae
Exons: 5
Coding region: 48-830 (260 amino acids)
Source: RefSeq, a predicted model, not a curated record